This is a messenger RNA of Paramuricea clavata, 1352 nucleotides long. Lineage: Eukaryota; Metazoa; Cnidaria; Anthozoa; Malacalcyonacea; Plexauridae. The record is from the annotation of a GenBank genome assembly.
AUGAAAUGGAUAAAGGUAGAAGAAAUCGGAGAAAAGGGUAGGUUGGAACUGAUUAAAAUUAUACGUACAGUAUUUGAAGAAGAAGUACUUAAGUGUAAUAGUGAGCAGCUUGACAGUCUAUUGGGAAAAAUACAAACUAUUUUAGACAGCAAAACAAUGAGUAAAAAUGAAGAAAGUGUGAAAGCAAGAGAGAAGAGUGAACAGGAACUGAAACAGCUCGAAACACAGUAUGAAAAGUUACUAGUAAAGCAGGAAAAACUCAAAGAUCAAAUAAAUACUGUCCAAACCCAAAAUGAAACAGCUGAGAACAUAACGAUAACUCGUGAAUCAGUAACACAACAAGACAAGCAACAAAGUGCAUUUCUUAACAUGAAAACAAGUAUGCUCCGUCAGGAAUUCAUGAUACAAGGACAAAUCGGAGAGCCAGGACAUAAAGAUAAACUAGCAUAUCAGUCACUCAUUUCACAGAUUGAAAUUGGGCUGCAAAAGGGUUACACAGAAGAGGAAAUUACCCAUGCUGUUGUUAGAGCUGUUCAGGCUGGGUUACAACUACGAAGUUAUUUGGAGGGAAUUAAUGGGUUGACAUUAGCACGAUUACGUAAAAUACUACGCUUUCAUUUCCAAGAAAAAACUGCUACCGAGCUCUACCAGCUCUUGGCUAAUAUCAGUCAAGCCCCAAAAGAAAGUCCACAAGAAUUUUUAAUACGUGCCCGACGAUUCGGCAAAAAAUAGUGUUUGCAUCAAUAGAAUCGGAUACCAAGAUCAAAUAUGAUGAAGGGCUUGUCCAAGGCAUAUUCUUGCAUGCUCUAGAAACUGGCCUUGCCGAUGAAACCAUCCGGGCAAAAAUGAGGCCACUACUUAAGAACGAAUCAGUGGCUGAUGAAGAGCUAAUUGAAGUAAUGAGCUCUGCGAUGGCUGCUGAAUCAGAAAGAGCCACGAAGUUCAACCAGGUGGGCCGAGCAAAGCCCUCACCAAAAGUCUCAAAGGUAGAAACCGGAACGCCACCAAGACCUGCAGAGUCACCAAAUGCACAUGAUGGUGAGAUACUGGCCACAUUAAAAGCUAUCCAGGCAGAACUGAAUACAGUUCAGUCCGAGGUGGCUAGCUUGCGGACGAAAGUAGACCAGAAAGAUUCCCCUCAAGGACACCCCCCUUCCAGUACCUUAAUGACGGGUCGUGUUGGUCAAAACCGAAGAAAUGAUGGCCGUCAAGGUGAUUACCCUCCAUUGUGUAAAAAAUGCCACGAAGAGAAUCAAGUUAAUUGUCCUCAUUGUUUCAAAUGUGGAGGAAGAAACCACACUGCCCGAUAUUGCAAGUCGGGAAACGAGAGGAGGCUACCCCUGAGAGACUAG